Monopterus albus (swamp eel) is the source of this 793-nucleotide messenger RNA. It is a transcript of the gene cyb5a, whose product is annotated as cytochrome b5 type A (microsomal). The record is from RefSeq and is a predicted model, not a curated record. Gene Ontology annotation, molecular function: heme binding. Lineage: Eukaryota; Metazoa; Chordata; Actinopteri; Synbranchiformes; Synbranchidae. Gene Ontology annotation, cellular component: membrane; intracellular membrane-bounded organelle. The transcript has 5 exons. Bases 174 to 587 code for a protein of 137 amino acids.
AGUGAGGUCGUCUCUUGCAGAAACCUGGGACUCUCUCGUUAAUAGAAACUGGGCGACCUGUGAUUGUGUUUGUGCGGAGCUGCAGUCCCGAUAAACUCGGAGGGAUUAUAUAACCACAACCCGUUUUACAGCGGGUCUUUACUUUAAAACCGUCCGAGUGUGCAGGAACACAAAUGGGUGAAAAGGAGCAGAAAGGCCCAGGCGGAGUCAGAUAUUACAGACUGUCGGAGAUCGAGGGGCAAAACACAUUCAAAUCAACGUGGAUCAUCAUCCACAACAAAAUCUACGAUGUCACCAGGUUUCUGGAAGAGCACCCAGGAGGAGAGGAGGUGCUGAAGGAGCAGGGAGGAGGAAACGCCACCGAGAGCUUCGAGGACAUCGGCCACUCCACCGACGCCAGAGAAUUGGCCAGCAGCAUGGUGAUCGGAGAGCUGCACCCGGACGACAGAGACAAGAUCGCCAAACCUGUGGAAACACUGGUGACCACUGUGAAGCAGGAGACCAGCUGGACCAACUGGUUGAUCCCUGCUGUGGUGGCGGCCAUCGUUACGCUGAUUUACCGCACCUACAUCGCAGAGAGCAACUGACAUCAUCGGACGUGCUGCUGUGAUGUCAUCAACAGUCCCAUUUCCCAGGUUGUGAUUGACAGCGGCAUUAGCGGAGUGAACGACCAGCUGCUACGGACCAACGACCGCCUGAGCCUCAGAGGGACAUCGUCGCUGUCCCCCCCACAGUACCCCGAGCAUUUCAUACUGCUUGACCAACCGAUCACAUGGCACUGUGUCAAUGAAGU